AUGACCCCACGUCGAGCAAAGCGAAACAUCCCAAAAGAUGGGCGUCAACGCUCAGUGCCAAAAGACGGGAGUAAAUCACAAGAACCUGAAGGCCCAUCUAGUCUUUCUCCAUCCGAGCCUCUUCGAAAGCAACGACGGGCGUCUCCUGCUAUUAAGGAUACGAGCACCAACAAUAGUAAAACCAAUUCAAUUGAUUACUGGAUCAAAGAGGGACGCUGGCCGAAGGAAUAUUUCAACCAGGACGAUCAGACUAGAAAAGAUUUCGGAAACUUCAACGAGAUACCCUGGUUAGCAGCGAUGGGGCUCAAUCACCUACUUGUAAGGAAUGCUUUUCGUGGUAAACCAUCGGAAGCUAGCUCCGUCACAUCCAGUUCAGUCAGCGAUCGGAAGCCGAGGGAAGUCAACACUUAUAAGCAUGCAAACUAUGUGACUGCGCUUGCUAGCAAGAAUAGUUUCAUGAAAGAAUUCGUUAAGGGUAUUGAAAAAGUAAGCAGUGAUCUUUGUCAAACCUUACUCUUUGCAGAGCAGACAUAUCCCAAGGACUCAUUAUUUCGCGAAGAUCGAUUCAAAACUACUUGCAACAACAUUUGCGACAGAAACGAGUCCAUAGUUGUGCGAGAUAUCGGCCAGCUGAUUGUCCCUUCUGCCCAAAAUCUAGCGACAUGCGGUGCUGCGCAUCUUGAGGAUUUAAUUGACAGUGCCAAUGAAGGCUGGAAGAGCGCCAAACCUUUUCUUGGUCCUCGUCCACAACCUGAUUAUUCCGUGGGAUUUAAAGAAUCUGCAUUUACGCAUGAUCAGCUCGAAAAGCUUAAGCCUUACGUUGGCGAGGGUCUAGAUACUUCUCCGUCUCAUUCCUGGCUAUCUUGCAGAUACCGACAGAAUGCGCACAGUAUGACCCUGGCAGUGAGGGGUGUUGUUGACCUCUUUAGGUUGGUAAAACGCGAAAAGGAGCUCCAUUUACAAAUUCUCGCCUUCUCAAUCUCACACGACCACCUAUCAGUGAGAAUCUACGGCCACUACCCUGUAAUCGAUGGAGAUACAACCAAAUUCUACCGCCAUCCGAUUCGUAAUUUCGGCUUCACGGAACUGGAUGGUAAAGAGAAAUGGUCGGCUUACCAGUUCACCAGGAACGUCUACGACAUAUGGAUGCCGACUCACCUGGAAAGAAUACGUUCAGUCAUCGAUUCGUUGACCGGUUUUGAGGUCUCGCAGCAAUCUGAGUCGUAUAAAUCCGGACUCUCACAGGUGUUGAACAGCCAGCAUCUCUCAGAGCCUUUAGAUGAGGAUGGCUCAUAUUUGUGGGGAGAAGCUGAGGGAUCAAAUAAAAACCCCAAGAAAAGAGGAAUUGAUGGAUGGGGCAGCAUGAGAUUAGGAAAAGGUGCGAUAGGCGGAACACAAGAAAACAAAUGGAGAAGCAGAUAUUAG
Molecule: messenger RNA, 1425 nt
Organism: Sclerotinia borealis F-4128
Lineage: Eukaryota; Fungi; Ascomycota; Leotiomycetes; Helotiales; Sclerotiniaceae
Source: the annotation of a GenBank genome assembly